CAUUGGUUCUUUGUCAGCUGUUUGCCAGUGCGCUUUUCUUGUGAAACAUUUUUUUGCAUUUUGCGCCGUAAUGUGGGUUUUCUGAACUAAUCAAACUGAAGAGAACGGGCCGCAGCUGCGAUGCCGCCAAACACGGCCCUUAUAAGCGAUCCAAAGAUCGCUUUUGCCUACCUGCGUCCAGCUUGUGUCAGGCUGACCCGUGUGCCUACUUUCAACCAUGUUGAGACAUUGAGUGCACAGUUAAAGGAGGUCAACUCUGCUACCCUGCAGCAGCUCCAAGAGUAUGUCCUCUUCCCUCUCCGCUUUGUGCUCAAAGUGCCCGGACCCAAGAAGGACAAAGUGGUGCAAGCUGUGGUUCAAGCUAUGAGUCACGUCCUCGAGAAUACCUGCGUUCAGAGCUGGCAGACCCUCCAUGAACUCUUCUCAGAGCUCUGCCUCUGCCUUUGUUCACCAGACAAUCCUGGGAAACCUGCAGCUACAUCAGAAGAGCUGAAAUUAAUCGUGCUGAAAUGCCUGAAUGCCUUGUUUCAUGCUGCAUUUGAAGAUAUCGUAUUCAAAUUUUUCGAAACCACAAUGCUGCCUGAGCUGGGAGCUGCCGUUUCACUACUUCUGGCUUUGGCCGAGAAGGAGAAAUCGAGAGAUGUUCAAAUAGCAUCCUUGAAUGUCCUUCAGGUGUUGACUCUGCAGUGUGACUGCAAUGAGGAUCAUGUAGUACCCUCCUCACAGGAGCAGGAAGCUGUAGGCAAUGCUCUGGCUUCAUUCUUACCUGGAGUUACAAUGACAGUGACCCGAAUCAUUACAGGAGAUGUCAGACAAGGUCAUGGAGUCACAGUUAGGGCUAUCAAGGUUUGGUCCAGGACUGUCGGCCUCGUCAUGGAAGAUGCUCAGCUUCAGUCCAGUGAGCCAGUUAAGUCUCCCUCCGUGGACCUGGGGAGGAUUGGCCAGCUGAUGGUCCAUCGCACACCGGACUGGGUGAAAACCACGUCGGGAAAGCUCUGCUUGCUCCUGAAGAAGAUCAUCUCGAGCACGGUGGCACAUCAGCACUGGAGAGUUCGACUGGAGGUGGUGGAGCUGGCAGAGCACCUGCUGGACAGGUGUAGUCAGGCUUUGGGCGAGUGUAUUGGGCUGCUUCUGGAGGCACUGGUCGGAGCCAUUAACGAUGAAGAGCCCCGAGUCAGAGAGAGGUGUGAAGUUGCGCUCAGAAAGGCUUCCCAGAAAAAUCAGAUGUCUGUCAACGCCAAAAAUCUCAGUUGUAAAAACAGCUCUCAAACAUUCACUGAUGUCCUGUCAGAGAAUCUCCACUCUUUGGCCACUUCACUGCCCAGACUGAUGCGUACCUCUGAUGACCAGAAGAAGCUGUUUGUCCUGAAUGUCUUUCUGGGUUAUUUAAAGCUCCUCGGACCACUGGUCUCUGUGGUGCUGAACUCAGCGGUGCAUCUUGAGAGGAUUUCCAAAGCUCUGAUGCAGGUACUGGAGUUGGACGUCACAGAUGUCCGUAUUGUAGAAGAACGAGGUCACAAUGCCACAAUAGAACCAAGCUCAGGUUCCCAGCACUCGGCUCACAUCCGGAGGAAGCAUUUUCUGUUCUUUACAGAUGAGAAAAUUUUUUCUGUGCUCACGGAGAUCUGUCAGUUAUUAGGUCACUAUGGCAACAUUUUUCUGCUGACGGACUUCUUCUUGGAUCUGUACCGCCAGUCCUCGGCGUACAGAAAGCAGGCCGCCAUGGUUCUCAAUGAAAUCAUCCGAGGGGCUGCCGGCGUCACAGAGGGUGAAGGCGGAGGACUUCCUCGCUCCCCGGAAGACCUAAAAGCAGUUGUGAUGCUGGUCAUGGAGGAAUACGUCAGCCUGAACAACUGGCACUUGAUCACAGUCAAUGAGGAAAUUGACCAAGGUGGACAGGACCAACAGCUGCUGAAGCCGCCCAUCCUCCUUCCCAUAUCCAACAGUCGUGCCAACCCUCUCCAAGUCAUCUCUUCCGCCUGUGCCCCAUCGCCCACCUCAACAGUCCGCCAGCUCAAUAGUAACAUCUGGCAGCUGUGCAUCCAGCUGGAGGGUGUGGCCUGCUUCGCCCAGGCCCUUGGACACGACUUCCGUCCCCUGCUAAUGACAUCACUGUACCCCGUGCUUGAGAAAGCGGGCGAGGAAACACUUUUGAUCCGCCAAGCAGCUCUGGACUCCAUGUGGGACAUCAGCAAGGCCUGUGGCUACUUGUCCCUAAAGGACCUGAUUAAUGAGAACUCGGACUAUCUGCUCAAUGACAUCUCACUUAACUUGCAGAGGCUCAGCCAGCAUCCGCAGGCUCCACGUGUGCUGACUGUGAUGUUGACUCACUCCGACGGCACUUUGCUCCCUCUGGUGCGAGAUAUCAUUCAGGACGUGCUCACGGCUCUCGACCUCAGCUACGAUCACACAGCCUCUGUCUUCUCCUCGGUUCUGCUCGCACUCAUGAAGGCGCUUGCGAGGUGGUUUCCUUUGACUUCUAGCAAAACCAAAGAGUCUGCGCGGUCCAAGCGGACCCUCGCUGGCCAAGAAGUCUUCAACAUCCGCCAGUUCCUGCUGGACUACCGUAAACAGAAAGAGCUGGCAGAAGGCAUCGGAAUAGAGGAAGAUGACCCUCAAGACCUGGAGAUUCCUCCCCCAACGGAGUUUGAAGAAGACGAUGAUGCUGAUGACUGUGAUGUGAAAGCCGAACUGCCCGCCCACCUCAGCAUUACCAAAGAUGUUAUGGAGCGCUGCAUUCAUCUGCUGUCCGACUCAAAUCUCUGCCUCCGACUCAAGAUGCUGGAUGUACUGGAGCUGUGCAUUAGCGUGCUGAGUGAGAGGGAAAACGAAUUGCUACCCAUGGCCCAUCGCUGCUGGCCCGCUCUCGUGCAGAGACUGACAGCCGACGACCCGCUCGCCGUGCUCAGAGCCUUUAGGGUUUUGUGUACUUUGGGUCGCACUUGUGGCGACUUCCUGAGGAGGAGGGUCUCCAAGGAGAUUUUGCCGAAGCUGACCUCCUCUUUGACUAAACAGGCUCCCGUUAGCGCCAAAGCAGGACCCGUCUAUACUCACACUCUGGCCUACAAACUGCAGCUGGCGGUACUUGAGGGACUGGGUUCUCUGUGCCAGAGCUUGGACCUGGCUGAAGCGGACUUGGAUGUUGUUUGUGAAGCGUGCCUGCCCUACCUGAGCUGCAAACAACCCAUCCGACUGCAACAGGCUUGCUUGAGCGUUUUCCACCACUUGACCCAGGUGGACCCCGAUGCUUUCUGGUUGAUGUUAAAUGAGCUCCACUGCCCGUCCUCCUUCGUCCCACCCCACCCCGACCUGCAGCCCGUGUGGUUGAGCGGGAUGGGACGCCCCAGGGACGAGUACUCGGACAAUGUGCUCAAACUGCUGAGGGAGGAAUUUGGCCAAACGGGUGACGAGUAGGGCCGAUUGUGACCAAAGUACUCCCAGGGGACAGUUCAGUGCAGAAGAUCGAUGCGUGUACAGAUGUUGUAGACAUUUUUAUCCAAGCUCUAAUUUUAUAUAACUUUCCAGGUAACCGUCUCAUGUUCGGACUGUGGCACAGGAGUUUUUUUGUUCUCAUUUUUGUCCUGUAAUCCGCCCACUUUAUCACGACUACAAUUAAGAAAAUGAACUUGUAUACAGAAUGUUUUUUUUCAGUCAAACUUGAAUACAGCACAUGAGGAAUAAAUGUUUGGUGUGGUAAAGA
This is a messenger RNA of Hippocampus comes (tiger tail seahorse), 3700 nucleotides long. RefSeq names its product TELO2 interacting protein 1 (gene tti1). Bases 121 to 3414 code for a protein of 1097 amino acids. Gene Ontology annotation, cellular component: cytoplasm. The transcript is spliced from 14 exons. The record is from RefSeq and is a predicted model, not a curated record. NCBI's taxonomy places the organism in Eukaryota, Metazoa, Chordata, Actinopteri, Syngnathiformes, Syngnathidae.